AUGCUGACUGAGUUUUUUGAGCUUAUUCAAUUUCUGUUUGUGGUCACAUUCUCAACUUUCCUUGUCAACUGCGUGGAAUAUGACGUCCUAUUCGCUAACCGACCUGUCAAUCACACGGAACCGGGACACAACCCAAUGGACCGGAACAAAGUCACUCUCCCCGAUGCCAUCCUUCCGAGCCAGCAGUGCAAGGAGAGGAUACAAGAAAACAGCUGGGUAAUAUUUCUUCUCAUCAUGGCGGCCAUAUUCUGGAUUUAUCGUCUCAUCAAAGUGUUUUGUAAUAUCCUGAGCUACUGGGAGAUAAGGCAGUUCUAUAGCAAGGCGCUGAAAAUCCGAAUGGACGAACUAUGCAACUUCACCUGGCAGGAGGUCCAGGACCGCCUCAUCAGCCUGCAGCGGGAGCACCAGAUGUGCAUCCACAAGAAGGAGCUGACCGAACUGGACAUCUACCACCGCAUCCUCCGCUUCAAGAACUACAUGGUGGCCAUGAUCAACAAGUCCCUGCUGCCGGUGCAACUGCAGCUCCCCCUGCUGGGCAACGUUGUGUUCCUCACCCAGGGCCUCAAAUACAACUUCGAGCUCAUCCUCUUCUGGGGUCCCGGCUCGCUUUUUCAAAACAAGUGGAACCUCCAUCCGAAAUACAAGCGGAGUGGGAACCGGCUGGAGCUGGCGCAGCAGCUCAGACGAGUCAUUCUCCUGAUCGGACUUGCCAAUCUGCUCCUCUGUCCGUUCAUCCUAGUGUGGCAAGUCCUCUACGCCUUCUUUAGCUACACAGAUAUCAUCAGACGAGAGCCAGGGAGUCUCGGGGCAAGACGCUGGUCGUGGUUUGGCCGUUUGUACCUCAGACAUUUUAACGAACUGGACCACGAGUUGCACGGGAGAUUGGGUCGCGGCUACAAAGCCACAUCCAAGUACAUGAACUCCUUCACCUCGCCGAUGCUCACCGUCCUGGCCAAAAAUGUAGCCUUCUUCUCCGGCUCGGUUUUGGCCGUGCUCAUCGCGCUCACGGUGUACGACGAGGACGUUCUGACCGUGCAACACAUUCUGACUGCUAUCACUGUGCUUGGCGUGGUUAUUACGGUAACCAGGUCCUUCAUCCCGGACGAGCAUAUGGUGUGGUGCCCAGAGCAGCUGCUGCAGUGUGUGCUGGCACACAUUCACUACAUGCCCGACCACUGGAGAGGCAACGCUAACAAGAGCGAGACCCGGGACGAGGUGGCACAGCUGUUCCAAUACAAAGCGGUGUUCAUCCUGGAGGAGCUGCUUAGUCCCAUCGUUACGCCCUUCAUCCUGAUUUUCCACUUGAGAAAUAAGUCGCUGGAGAUUAUCGACUUCUUCAGGAAUUUCACAGUGGAGGUGGUGGGGGUCGGAGACAUCUGCUCCUUUGCACAGAUGGAUAUCCGGCGCCAUGGAAACCCAACAUGGAUGUCGGAGGGUCAGACGGAAGCCUCCAUUUACCAGCAGGCGGAGAAUGGCAAAACGGAGCUGUCUCUGAUGCACUUCACCAUAAAGAACCCGCGCUGGCAGCCCCCUCAGGAGAGCUCCGUGUUCAUCAGCCACCUGAAGGAGAAGGUCCACCAUGACGCCCUGACAGGCCCCACCCCCCAGCAGCUGAUGUCUGAGGCACCACUUUGCACCUCACUACAGUCCAAUGACUCUGGAGUCACUGGGCCUGAUAACUUACUGGCCAGCGUCUUGGCUCACCCCAUGCUGACGGCGUCGGGCUUGCAGGGCCGUGAGCACCGUUUCAUCCCUCCCAGCACCGCUGCAUCUGCUGCUGCGAGUGUCCUGGCCUCUCUGUCCGCCUCGCAGCUCCAUGGACCCACCAGCAGAGGGCGCCCUCAGAGCCUGCUGCCCACCUCCAUCCACCCAGAGAGCACUGUGUAUCACAGCGCCCACACCAACAACGACAGUAUGUCAGCCAGUGACUACCACAUAAGAAGCAACGCACUGCACUCAGAGUUUGCCUCAGCAGAAAUGAGCCUCCACGCCAUAUACAUGCAUGAGCUCCACCAGCAGACGUCUCAUCCCCAGAGAACAUCAGGGCAUUGGCAAAAUCCAGUGCCAAUGAGAGACCUUCAUCCUCAUGGGGGUCUGAGCACCAGCCUCUCCAUGCCUGCUCCUCUGCUGAUGCCUUAUGUCAUAAGUGUUUACAUUGUACUUUCUUCAGUGAACAUCGUGGCCUUAGAAGAUCUUGAUUUGGUAUUGAGCAUGGACCUUUUGGACGUCAUCCAUCGAAAGCUUGCAUCAGCGCAGGCCAGUUACAUGACGAAAACCACUGUCUCGUUGCACCUUCACACAAGAAACACAAUGGAUCCCAACCUGUUUGGUGGCGUCCCCAGGUUUCUCACCAGGCCCAAAGCAUGUGCCAUGUGCACUGGGAAAGAUGCCACACUCAGUGCCACUAUUGUGGGCAGUCCCACUCCCCUCAUCACCUGGGAAAAGGACAAGCUCCGGCUCAAAUCUGGAGGACGCUUCAAAAUGGUGGAGGACGGUGACAUUUACCGCCUCACCAUCUACGAGCUCACACUGGAGGACAGCGGCCUGUACGUGUGUCGGGCCAAGAACAACGUGGGAGAAGCGUAUGCGUGUGUUACACUCAAAGUGGCUUUACCUACAGAGAUGGCACAAAGAGCUCCUGCAUUCUUGGAAAAGCCUAUGUCUACUCGAGUAGGUUUGGGAGGUGAUGUUGUCUUCCAUUGCAAGGUUGUUGCCCAUCCAGAGGCCAAUUUUGACUGGGAGAAAGACGGCCGCUACCUGGGAGAAAGUAACCGCAUAAAGAUCAUUAGCGAGAAUGGUGGCAGCACUUUAAAGAUUCAAAGCGUACGUAACUUGGACGCCGGCACCUACACUUGCAGAGCCCAGAAUACAGUCGGCCGGGCCCACGCUUCAGCCGCUCUAGUUGUCGACUCCCAAGAUCCUCGCCAGCUCACGUCGGACAAAUCCACCUCUCUUCUGUCGCAUCUUCAGAAACGCAAAGAAGAAAUGAAGAAGGAUAUUGCAGUCUAUCGCAACGAAGAGAAAACCUCCACAACUAUCAGUAAUGAGUUAAGGGCGUCCAUGUUGGCAAAGCUUCCCAAAGGUGUGUUCACUCGCACCUGCACCGUGACAGAGGGGAAGCACGCCAAACUGAGCUGCUUUGUGACCGGGCACCCCAAGCCCCACAUCAUCUGGAGGAAGGACGGCAGUAACAUCAGCGAAGGGCGCAGACAUGUGAUUUAUGAAGACCAAGCCGAGAACUUCAUCCUAAAGAUCCUCUAUUGUAAACAAAGCGACAACGGCUUCUACACCUGCAACGCAACAAACAUGGCCGGACAAACCUACAGCGCUGUGCUGGUCACUGUCAAAGAGCCAAAGGUGCCGUUCAAGAGGAAGCUGCAGGACGUGGAGGUGCAGGAGAAGUCUUCGGCCACCAUGCUGUGUGAAGUCCCUCAGAGCCUCACUCACGCCAGCUGGUUCAUGGAGGAGACCAAACUGGAGCAGAACACCAAGUACCACAUGGAGCAGGACGGGACGCUGCGCCUCCUCACGAUCCACAACGUGACCACCAAUGAUGACGGCGUCUACAUUUGUGAGACCCAGGAGGGCAGCCGCACUGUGGCCGAGCUCACUGUGCUGGGAAAUAUCACCAAGAAGCUCCCCCGCAGGACCGUGGUGCCGGUCAGUGAUACAGUCAUCUUCUGUGUGGAGCUGGAGCAGCCCUGUCCUGACUCCUACUGGACCCGAAACGGAGAGAGACUCAAAGAGGACGUCCGCAUUUCCAUCGCCUGCAUCCACCGGCAGUACACGCUCACCAUCAGGGACUGCCAGGCACAGGACUCCGGGGAGGUGGCCUUUGUGGCUGGAGACUGCAAAACCUCCACACGAUUCACUGUCACUGCUGCAAGAAAACACCCCCCUGAUCCCCCAGUCAAUGCAGUGGUGCAGAACAAGAGCGAAUCGUCCAUCACCUUCCAGUGGUCUCCCCCCGAGAGCGACCGGCCAGUACCCAUCAGUGGCUACAUUGUGGAGAGGAGGAAGAUUGGAGUUCAGCAGUGGCAGCGCUGCAACCCAGGAGAAUUAGUCAACAUCCCAGAGUUCACCAUUUCCAGCUUCACUGAGGAGGCCACCUACCAGUUCAGAAUCUCUGCUGUCAAUGACUUUGGCCAGAGCCCAUACAUGGAGGUGCCAGGAAGCUUCUACUUGGAGCCCAGAGCAGAGCUGAAGAGAGGCCUGUCAGACAGCGUGGCGAUCGCUGAAGAAGAGUUCUCCAUCUCUGUGGAGCUGUCGGCCGUCUGCUCCGGUUUCUGGUCUUUGGGAGGUCGUCUGUUGCGCAGCGGCGGAGACUAUCUCAUCACCAGGUCCAAGAACGUACACACCCUCCUCAUCCGCAUCGUCACCAUGGAGAUGAACGGACUCGAGGUCAAGUUUGUCGGAGGAGGAUCUCAGACCACAUGCACUUUAAAUGUGAAGGCUCCUCUCGUCAGGUUCACCAACAAGUCAGCCCAGCAGGCGGUCAUAUGUGGCGUCCAGGACACAGCUGAGCUGACAGCUGAAGUGUCCGACUAUGAUGCUAAGGUGGUCUGGAUGAGGAAUGGACGUGAGAUUAAAAUUGGAAAGAAGUACGAAUGUGUGGUCAUCGAUCGCAAGAGGAUCCUGAUUGUCCAUAAUGUCACAGAAGAAGAUGUGGGAGUUUACCAGUGCGCUCUAGCUGAGGACAAAGUAGAUCUGCAACUCUCUCUAAAAGAUGAACCUGCCAAGUUCCUGAACAAGGCCAGGGGUCCGAUGGGAAUGGCCUCCUCGCUCAAAGGAGACCUGGAGUUGAAAUGCGAGGUGUCUCCUGCCAGUGCGGUGGUGGUGUGGAAAAAAGACCAAGUGGAGGUCACCGAGGACCAAAGAACUCUCUUUGUCUCCAAUGGCACCCAAAGGAAACUCGUGAUUAAGGGGGCCAAGAAGAGCGACGAAGGGCAUUACUCUUGUGAGACAGCCACAGACAAAGUCACAUUCCAGGUCAAAAUCAAAGAAACUCAAGCUGCCUUCUCUAGUAAGGAGUCCGUGCAGAGAGAUGUCAAAGCUGUCCCAUCACAGAAGACCACUCUCAGCUGCGACGUGUCCGACAGCAAGACGGAGGUGAAGUGGUACAAAAACGGGAAGCAGAUCAUCUCAAGCCGUUCCAUCUACACAGAAGUUAAAGGCACCACUCGAGUUCUGGUGAUGGAGAAGGUGGAGAAGAGCGAUGCCGGAGAGUACACAUGUGAAGCUGCAGGGGAGAAACUGGUGUUCAAGAUCACAGUGGCAGAGCCACAGCCAUCUUUCUCAAACACAGAGUCUGUCCAGAAAGAAGUGAAGGCUACUCUCUCCCAAAAAGCCUCUCUGAGCUGUGAGGUGUCCGAGACCAACACUGAGGUCAAGUGGUUCAAAGACGGAAAACUCUUGACGUCCUCCAAGUCCGUCCACACAGAGGCCAAAGGCAAGACUCGGCAGCUUGUGUUCGACAGCAUCGAGAAAAGUCAUGCUGGCGAAUACGUCUGUGAGGCAGGCACGGAAAAGCUGGUCUUUAAGAUACACGUGGCAGCUGAUACAAAUGUGCAGUCGACCUCCAAUAAAGAAUCCAUCCAGAAACAAGUCAAAGCAGUGCUGUCUCAAGCUGCAAUUUUGAGCUGCGAGGUGUCUGACUCCAAGACAGAGGCGAAAUGGUACAAAGACGGCAAAGUAGUGACCUCCACUAAAGCAGCGCACAUGGAAUCAAAGGGUAAGACUCGGCAGCUGGUCAUCGACAAAGUGGAGAAGAAGGAUGCAGGAGAAUACACCUGUGAGGCUGGGACUGAGAAGUUUGCCUUCAAAAUGUCCGUUGAAGAGGCCAAAUCCUCUUUCCUACACAAAGAGUCUAUCCAGAAGGAGAUAAAAACCAGCAUCUCUCAAAAGGCUGUACUGACCUGUGAAGUGGCCGACAGCAAGACUGAGGUUAAAUGGUACAAAGACGGAAAACUGCUGAGCUCCAGUCGCACGAUCCACAUGGAGUCGAAGGACAAGACAAGGCGGCUCGUGAUCGACAGCGUGGAGAAGAAAGACGUUGGCGAAUACAUCUGUGAAGUCGGAAAAGUCAAGUGGUACAAAGAUGGGAAAGUCAUCACGACCAGCAAAACUGUUCACAUCGAGUCCAAAGGAAAAACUCGACAAAUCAUCAUUGAGAAUGUGGAGAAGAGUCACGCAGGGGAGUACACAUGCGAGGCUGGAACUGAGAAGCUCUCCUUUAAGAUUCAAGUAGCAGAAGCUCCGGCUGCUUUCACAAACAAAGAAUCUGUCAAAAAGGAAGUCAAAGCCUCUCUUUCUCAAAAGGCCACUCUGAGCUGUGAGGUUUCCGAUUCAAAGGCAGAGGUGAAAUGGUACAAGGAGGGGAAACUCCUCACCUCCAGCAAAGCGGUUCAUAUGGAAACAAAAGGCAAGAGCCGUGAGCUAAUCAUCGAGAAAAUGGACAUGAAAGAUGCUGGAGAAUAUACCUGUGAAGCUGGGGCUGAGAAACUUUCCUUUAAACUGCAAGUGCAAGAUGUAGCAGUGAAGUUUCAGAAAAAGUCCGUUAAGGACACCUCUGUUCAAGCCAAAGAAGACUUUGUGCUGACUGCAGAGCUCACCACUGAAGGUGGCACCGUCAGAUGGUUCAAAGACGGUGUGGAGCUAAAAGAGAGCGUUCAAUGUCAAAUGAAAAAAGAAGGUCUUUCACGAAUGCUCAUCGUCAGAUCCAGUGGGGCCAAAGACAGUGGAACGUACACUUGCCAGACUUCUGACGACAGGCUGGAAUUCAAAGUCCAAGUGAAAGAGGCAGACUUGAAGUUUGCCACUCCUCUGAAACCAGCUUCUGUGGAGCUGGGAGGUACUCUGAGCCUCGUGUGCGAACUUAGCCAGGCAACAGGGGAUGUUGUGUGGCGCCAUAAUGGUCGCGAGGUUAAGAGUGGCGGUCGCUACAGUGUGAAAGCAGAUGGGACCAAGCAAUUUCUCACGGUGACGGCUAUGAGCAAAGAAGAUGAAGGGGAAUACACCUGCGAGAGUAAAAAUGACAAGACGACCACUAAAGUCACCUCAAAGGAGCCAAAACAAGUGAGAAUCACUACCAAGCUCAACAACGUGGCAGCGAUGGAAGGCAAAGAUGCUAUCUUUAAAUGCGCCCUCACACCAGCAGACGUGAAUGUAAAAUGGUUCCACAACAGUGUCCCUGUGACCGCUGGAGCUAAGUACAAGACUGAACAGGGAGGCACCAGCUUCUCUCUCACCGUCACAUCAAUCAGCCAGAAAGACGCAGGCGAGAUCAGCAUCGACGCAGAGGGCAAAACAUGCAAGGCCACUCUUCAAGUCCAGCAUGAACCAGUGAUGUUUAAAAAGAAGCUGGAAAACCUGACGGUGGAAGAGCAGAGCGACGUCAAGAUGGAGGUGGAGCUGAGCAAGGCCUCAGACGACGUGCGCUGGAUGAAGAACAGCGUCGUGAUUCAGCCGUCUGGAAACACUCUGAUCCAAGUCAAUGCAGCCAAACAGACCCUCGUCAUCAAAAAUGUCACUACUGCUGACCGAGGCUUGUACUCCUGCGAAACUCUGGACGACAAGACGCAGGCUAAACUCAACGUGGAGAUGAAGAAAAUCCAGUUGGUGAAGGGUCUAAAAGAAACUAAAGGCUGUGAGACAGAAACUGUAACUCUGGAGGUGGAGCUGAGCCAGGUCGAUGUACAAGGGACCUGGACCAAAGAUGGAUCCAAGCUGAGAUCUGGGGCCGGCUGCAGCAUCACUGUUUUGGGGAAGAAACAUGUGCUCACAAUGUCCAAGCUGAAGAAGGAGGACGGAGGGAUGAUCGCCUUCCAAGCAGACGACGUCCACACAUCUGCCAAACUCAUCGUCACAGAGCCACCACUUAAGAUUUGCAAACCCAUCAUGGAUAUUAACGCUGCUGAAAAAGAAAAGGUUACUUUUGAAUGUGAAGUGUCUCGAACAACUUCGGAUGUAAAAUGGUUUAAGGAUGACAAGGAGAUCACAUCUGGAAAGGACAUGUCCAUCCAUUCGCUGGGCAAGAAGCACUCUUUGGUCAUCAAUAAAUGUACUUUUGAACACACUGGGACUUACAUCUGCCGCACCCCUGAUGACAACACUUCUGCCAAGCUCCAAGUUCAUGCCAGAGAGAUAAAGAUUGUAAAGAGGCUUGAGGAUGUGGAGGUGAUGGAAAAGGAGAGCGCGACGUUUGUCUGUGAAGUCUCCCAUGAGGAAGUAGACUGUCAGUGGUACAAGGGAAGCAGCAAAAUCAAAGCCAGCGACAAUAUAAAAAUGAGACAAGAAGGCAAGACAUAUACGCUGGUGUUCAAGUCUGCUUCUGUCGAAGAUAUGGGGGAGAUCAAAUUCACUGCAGACAAAGCCUCAUGUACGGCAAAACUGAAAGUGAAAGAACUGCCAGUCAAGUUUGUGAAGAAACUCAGAGAUAAGAUAGCCAUUUAUAAGCAUCGUGGCCAUCUUGAAUGCCAAGUGUCACGCGCUAGUGCUAAAGUGAAGUGGUUCAAGAACAAGACGGAGCUCAAAUCAGGCAAAAAGUACGACAUCAGGAGCGAGGACGUGUACCGCCAGCUCACCAUCAACGACGUGGACUCUGGAGACGAAGACACCUACGUUUGUGACGCCAACGAUGACAAGACCUCAUGUAAACUGCUGGUUGAAGAGCAGUCCAUCAGCAUCGUGCGAGAGCUUAGUUCUGUGGAAGUGACCGAGCCAUUCGUGGCUGUGUUUGAGGUAGAGAUCAGCAUGGAGCUGGUCAAGCCUCCUCUGUGGACUCUGAGCGGAGUCGCAGUGAAGGAGAGUGCGGACGUGGAAAUGGAGAAAGAGGGAACGCUGCACCGACUCACGUUUAUAAAGACCAAAGCCGACAUGUCUGGACCAGUCGUGUUCACAGCAGGGAAAAGCAAGUCCCAAGCACAACUCACAGUCAAAGAGCGCCCUCUAGAGGUCUCAGAGCCAAUCAAGAACGUGAAGGCAAAGGAGAAGAGCUCCGCGAUCCUCAGCUGCAAGUUCUCCGCUCCUCCCAAAGACGUUCACUGGUUCAAGGGCGAUCUUCCACUGGCCACAUCCGACAAGUACAACCUAAAGCAGGACGCCACCAGGGCCCAGCUCACCAUCCAGCGGCUCGCAGAGGAGGACACCGGGGAGUACCGCUGCCAGUCUGGACCAGCGGAGACCAAAGGAACGCUCACUGUUGAAAUGCGUGACAUCCAGAUCACCAAACACCUCGCUGACACUGAGGUGGAUGAGGACGGUGACGCAGUGUUCACUUGUGAGGUCAACUACGCCGAUGAAGAGGUGCAGUGGCUGCUCAACGACAAAGUGCUCUUCACCAACGAGGUCAACACGAUCAGCCACGACGGCAAAGUCCAUAAGCUGACGUUAAAGAACCUCGCCCCUCAAGAUGGCGGCACUAUCAGUGUUCAAGUGCGCAAAGUCAAAGAAUCGGUUACGCUUACGGUGAAAGAAAAACUCGCUGUAUUCCUCAAGUCUCUGGAUGAUGUUGUCGGGGAGGAGAAGGGCAUGAUAACUUUAGCCUGCGAAGCCUCCAAGCCCAGAGUCUCUCCGACCUGGAAGAAGGACGGGAACGUCCUGAAGGCUGGACCUAAGUAUGAGCUCCUUCACACGGGCAGAUCUCUGGGGCUAAUCAUCAAAAGUGUGACAAAAGAGGAUGCUGGAGAGUACAUCUGCGACCUGGGGACAGAGGCCUCCAAAGCAAUGGUCACUGUUAGAGAAAUCGGCAUUGGCAUCACCAAAUGGCUGAAGCCCGCUGAGGCAAAUGAAGGAGAGGCCUGCAGUUUUGAGUGCAUUUUGUCUCGCGAAAGCUCAGACGAGAGCUCCUGGACUCUGAAUGGUAAAAACAUCACGAACGGAGGCAGAUAUAAAAUCAGCAGUAAAGGUCGCAAGUACAUGUUGACUGUAAGUGAUGUCACUCCUGCGGACGCCGGUGAGGUGGUGUUCAGCAUCAAAGAUCUCAGCUCCAAAGCCACAUUAACAGUCGAAGGCAAAGCUUCAUCUGUUGCAAAAGCACUGGAGAACGUGAGUGUUGUCCAAGGUGAGGAUGCUGUUUUCACCUGCGAGGUAACAAAGUCCAGCUCCACCGUCAAAUGGGCAAAAGACAGCAGAGCCAUCAAGAAGAGCCAGAAGUAUGACAUCAGCCAGGAGGAUACUCUCAUGAAGCUGACCAUCCACACUGUGACGGCACAAGACUCUGGGGAGUACAGCUGUGAAGUGGUGGGAGGGGCCACCACCAGAGCCACGCUGGAGAUCAAGGAGCCAAUCCACACGUUCACCAGAGCGCUGCAGGACAGCCAGGCGGAGGAGAAAGGCUCUUUGAGUUUGCAGUGUGAGACGGCUCUGAGUCCCUCCUCAGUGGUGUGGCUGAAGGGCCACACAGAGCUGCGAGCGGGAGGAAAGUACCAAAUGACCCAGAGAGAGAACCUCCUGACUCUGACCAUCACAGACCUGGAGGAGACAGACACUGACAUCUACACCUGUGACGUGUCCACUGCUAAGAGCAUGGCCAAGGUCACUGUCAAAGCGUUACCCGUCGCAUUCACAAAGAAGCUGCAGACGCUGGAGGCUGAAGAGGGUGCCAGUGUGACCCUGUGCUGUGAGCUCUCUAAACCUGGGGUGUCAGUGCUGUGGAAGAAGGGCACACAGAGCCUGAAGUCUGGAGACAGACUCCAGCUGAAGCAGAAAGACUGUGUGAACGAGCUGCUCAUCACCAAAGUGGAGCCAGAAGACUCUGGAGACUACAGCUGUGUGUGCGGAGACCAGCAGACCACCGCUAAACUCUGUGUCAAGGCUCUACCAGCGGUCUUCACCCAGAAGCUGCAGAUGUUGGAGGCUGAGGAGGGGGGCAGUGUGACCCUGUGCUGUGAGCUCUCUAAACCUGGGGUCUCAGUGCAGUGGAAGAAGGGCACACAGAGCCUGAAGUCUGGAGAUAGACUCCAGCUGAAACAGAAAGAUUUUGUGAACGAGCUGCUCAUCACCAAAGUGGAGCCAGAAGACUCUGGAGACUACAGCUGUGUGUGCGGAGACCAGCAGACCACCGCUAAGCUCUGUGUCAAGGCCCUACCAGCGGUCUUCACCCAGAAGCUGCAGAUGUUGGAGGCUGAGGAGGGGGCCAGUGUGACCCUGCGCUGUGAGCUCUCUAAACCUGAGGUCUCAGUGCAGUGGAAGAAGGGCACACAGAGCCUGAAGUCUGGAGACAGACUCCAGCUGAAACAGAAAGACUGUGUGAACGAGCUGCUCAUCACCAAAGUGGAGCCAGAAGACUCUGGAGACUACAGCUGUGUGUGCGGAGACCAGCAGACCACCGCUAAACUCUGUGUCAAGGCUCUACCAGCGGUCUUCACCCAGAAGCUGCAGAUGUUGGAGGCUGAAGAGGGGGCCAGUGUGACCCUGCGCUGUGAGCUCUCUAAACCUGGGGUCUCAGUGCAGUGGAAGAAGGGGACACAGAGCCUGAAGUCUGGAGACAGACUCCAGCUGAAGCAGAAAGAUUUUGUGAACGAGCUGCUCAUCACCAAAGUGGAGCCAGAAGACUCUGGAGACUACAGCUGUGUGUGCGGAGACCAGCAGACCACCGCUAAACUCUGUGUCAAGGCUUCCAAGGCAGCAACUGCCACAUCAGUCUCUAAAGUUGAACUUCAGGGGCAGGUGACUACAGAAACGACAGGAGUCAAUAAGGUUGAGACAGUGAGUGCAGCGGCCGUAAUCUCCAAAGACAAAGAUAUACAAAAAAAGCAGGAGUUGAAUGAGACAGUAGAAGUCAAUAAAAGUGAAGCUGGAUCCAAGAAAAAUGUACAGGAGGUUAAAGAGACAGUUGAAGCUGUUCUGAUCGUACCCACUGGACAGAUGCCUAUGCAACAGAUUUCUAAACAAGAAACAUGCGCAACAACAGAAGCAGCUCCAGUCACGUUCGACAAAGGCCUGGAGAGUCAAGAGGCCACAGAGGGUAGCACGGCCACGCUUUCUUGCGAAACCUCCAGUGCAGAUGCCAAAGUGACCUGGCGCAAGGGAACGCAAGUCCUCGAUCCUGGCGACAAGUACAUCAUGGAGAAGAAGGGCGCCUCCCACAAUCUGGUUAUACGCAAACUUAGCAUUGGUGAUAAUGGAGAAUACAUAUGUUGCACAGGGGAUAAACAAACCACAGCUUUCCUCACCGUCAAAGAGCGUGUGCGAAUCAUCCGAGAGUUCAGAGAUGUUACCGUCACCACGGGCCAAGACGCUGUCUUCGAGGUGGAGCUGUCUCACCCCGGCAUCACCACCGGGGAAUGGUGGCUCGGGGACAACCUUCUCCAGAAUAACGACCUGAAUCAGAUGAGCAGCGAGGGGACAGUGCACCGGCUCUCCCUCAAGAUGGUCACCACAGACGAGACCGGAGAUGUUGCUUUUGUUAUGGGGGAGGAGAAGUGUGUGGCUUAUCUUCAGGUGGAAGAGAAGCCCAAAGUUUUGAUUGUGGAGAAGCCUCACAACACAGUGGCUUUAGAAGGGGAGACAGUAACCUUGGCCUGCACAACCUCGGACCCUAAUGGCACCGUGACAUGGGCGAGGAAUGGUACUGUCCUCAAAGCAGGUCUGAAGUAUGACUUGAAGAAGAAUGGGGCUUUCCACCAGCUUCGCAUCCACAGCCUCAAGUCUGAUGACUCUGGGACAUAUACUUGUGACACUGGAGAAGACCAGUGUGAGGUCCAAGUCACAGUGGAAGGUGCCCCGGCCUACUUCCUAAAGGAACUGAAGAACCAGGAAGCUAUCGAGGGGGAUGAUAUUGUUCUGCACUGUGAGCUUUCUAAGCCGGGUGUUCAUGUGGAGUGGAGAAAAGGAGGUGCGGUUCUCCACUCGGGUAAGAGAGUGAACAUAAAGCAGGAUGGUGGUGUUCAGGAGCUCCACCUCCUCAAUCUUUCCGGCAGGGCACCUGAUGCAGUGCAGUGGUGGCUAGACGGCACACUACUGGAGAACAGUGCGUUUAGUGAGAUAGGAAUGAGCCUGGGACACAUCCACACUCUGACCCUCAAGAACCUGGCCACAGACGACUCGGGCACUGUCAUGUUUAAGACGGGCAGUCUGCUGUCCACAGCCAAGCUCUUAGUCAAAGCAGCCAUGUCCUGUGCAUGUGGCUCCUCUGCUGGCCUCAUGAACUUGGCCUCGCCCUCAGAUCCCACAGUGGAGGUCGUGAGCGCGAUGGAAGACCUUCGGGUGUUAGAGAACCAGGCGGCACAGUUCAUCUGCCAGUACUCCCGGCCGGUCAAAGCCGAGUGGAGAAAGGAUGGGCGACCGCUACAGCCGGACGGCAGCAGGGUGGUGGUGGAGCAGGACUGGAAUGUGGCGCGAUUGUUCAUUAGUCACGUGUCCGCUGAGGACCGAGGCACUUAUUCCUGUGAGGCUCAGGGCACUUGUGUGGUGGCUACACUGCAUGUGGAAGACAAACCUAUCACCAUUGUCCAGAAUUUAGAAAACAUGGAAACGUUUGAUGGCGGUGAGGCACUGUUUGAAUGCGCCUUGAGUCGGCCUGAGACCAAGGACUGUCAGUGGCUCCUGAAUGGGAAAGCAGUGAAGGAGUCUCCAAACGCCGAGCUGGUGUCAUUUGAGAGCGGCCUGCGUCACCUACUGCUCCUCAAAGAGCUGCGCGUGGAGGACAGCUGCACCGUGACCUUCAGAGCUGGGGCUGCGUCCACGUCUGCGCAGCUCACUGUCAAAGGUUGGCAGCUGGAUGUGGUGAAGCCGCUUGAGGACAAAGUAGCCGUAGUGGGAGAAAAGGUUGAGUUUUCUGUUGAGCUAAAUGAGCCUGUGCCGAUGUCCGAGGUAAUCUGGUAUGCCAACGGAGUGGAGCUGAAGCCCAAUGACAUCUGGGCGAUGAAGGCAGCCGGCAACUCUUUUCAGCUGGUCUUGAAAAGGACCCCUCUCUUGCCUCAGCAGGAAAUCACUUUUGCAGCCAGAGAUGCACUGUCUUUGGCUAAACUCUCCAUUAUUACUGUACCGGACCCACCAGAGGAUCCUGAGGUCUUUAUUAAGAACCAUUCUGCAAGCCUGUCAUGGUUCACCCCUCUGCACAAUGGGGGAAGUCCUAUUUUGGGUUAUAAAGUGGAAAUGCGGCUGGUGGACAGUGUGCUGUGGAUGCCUUGUCACACAGAGCCGGUGUGUAACACUGAGUUUGUGGUGGAAAACCUGAUGCUCGGAGCGGCGUACAGGUUUAGGAUUGCAGCCAUCAACAGGGCCGGGACAGGAGAGCCUGUCGAGCUGCCUCAGACGGUGCAGCUUGAGAAACCUAAAAAGCCAAGCGUCUCUGAAGAUGAAGAGCUAAAGAGUCUUCCUUCAAAGCCUGCUAAUGAAGAAGAAAUUCAAAAGCUUUCUGUGCAAAAGUCUACUGAAGUCGCUGCACAAGAGGUGGUGAAAACUCAAGAGGUUGUGAAAGCUCAAGAGGUGUUCACCACAGCACAGACCGUGAAGACCAGUGAGAAAGAGCAAACUAUCACUUCCGCAACGAAUGAAGCAUCACUCGUGUCGUAUCUGAAGAACAGCAGCACGUCUGCAAUCUCUGAGGCUCAAGUUAUUACCACUGAGAAAUCACAAGUUACUCAGACCAUCAUCCAACAGACAGAAGUUAAAACCGGGUCAACCACCAUGACAUCGGUUCAGUCCGCCGCGGUGUCCACAGAAGAAGUCAUGGAGAUCAGUAAAGAGGACGAGCCCGAACUCACCGAGGCCGCCAUCAAGAUACAAGCCGCUUUCAAAGGAUUCAAAGCCCGUAAAGAGAUGAAGCCGGUUUUCAAAGGCGUUUUCAAAGACCAGACCAAGGAGCCCAGUGGUACCAUCCACCUGGAGUGCCUAGCUGAAGGCAAACCCGAAAAAGUGCGCUGGCUGAAGGACGGCCAGCCCCUAGCGGAUGGAAAACACCACCACAUCGAUAUUUACAACGACGGAACCUGCGCUCUGGUCAUCACUGCCGUUACCACCAAGGACACAGGCGUCUACACUUGCGAGGCCAGUAACAAGUUCGGCCUGUCCUCUCACAGUGCCAAAGUCACUGUGGGUGCAGCCAGAGAGUCUGGACGCAGGCCUCUGACCGUGGGCUACAGCGCGGACAGCGAGCCGGACAGUUCGUCUGGUAGCGAGAUGGACGAGUCGCUGAGGAAAGCCAGCAGACGCCUCCGCAAACUGCUACGCACCCACCUGCCUCCCGACGUGGAGGAGGAACCCUUUGUGAGCGCAGAUGAAGGCGAGCUGAAGACCCCAGACCUGCAUUCGUACAGGGAGGACGAGAGCUACAUCUACAUUAAGUUCGACACACGAACAGACGCAGAGGUGGCGAAGAUGAGGUUCCAGGAGAUGUUCACGGUGCACGGGGUCCCGGUGGAAACUGAGAUCAUAGAUGCAGCAGCGCACAAGGUGGAGCUGCGAAUCAGGAAGACAGGCUACUCACAGGAUGGGACAGAGACACCCACCCCAGACAAACAAGCCCCUGCCUUCAUGACUGGAGCUGCUGCUGCACCACUUUUCCUGACCGAGCUGCAGAGCCAGGAUGUCCCGGACGGAUACCCAGUGAGCUUCGACUGCGUGGCGAUUGGCAAACCCGCUCCUACAGUGAAAUGGUACAAAGAUGGCAAACUGCUGGAGGAGAACGACCAUUACAUGAUCAACGAGGACCAGGAGGGCCGCCAUCAGCUCAUCAUCACCUCUGUGCUGCCCACUGACAUGGGCGUUUACCGCUGCACCGCUGAGAACAGUAGUGGCAUUACAGCCACCAAAGCCGAGCUCCGGGUGGACAUGUCGUGCAGCUCAGAUUAUGACACAGCAGCAGACGCCACAGAGACGUCUUCAUAUGUCAGUGCAAAGGAUACAUCCAGGGAAACUGAAACCUUUGAGUCUGUGACUGAAGACGAUCAGCUUCCUCAAGUAGUGGAGGAGCUGCACGACAUCCACGUCAGUCCAGGCUCACCGAUCGUCAAGAUGCAGCUCAGAGUAAAGGGUUUCCCCAAACCUCGUGUGUACUGGUUCAAAGAUUGCCAGCCUCUGCGUUCGUCCAAAAGAGUGACCGUACUGGCUGAAAGAGACACUCACGGUGUGGAGAUCACGGAGGUGGCUAAAGCCGAUAUGGGAGAAUACUCUGCCUUCAUCAGCAACGCGGCCGGGUCUGCGUACUCCUCCGCUCGCCUCCUCGUGCUGAAUCCUGGAGAGAGGCUUCCUCAAGAUAAGAAGGACCUCAAGGUACCACUGGUGCCUCCCCGUUUUAUCGAGAGGUUCCCGAACCGAAAGGUCAAGCAAGGAACCAGCAUUACUCUGUCGGUCAAAGUGGAAGAUAAGAAGGACCUCAAGGUACCACUGGUGCCUCCCCGUUUUAUCGAGAGGUUCCCGAACCGAAAGGUCAAGCAAGGAACCAGCAUUACUCUGUCGGUCAAAGUGGAAGGUUCUCCCACUCCUACUGUUAACUGGCUCAAAGAAGAGUCUAUUGAGGAUGUGUUGUGGAUCAAGCCGGACACCAAAGGGUUUAAAAUAGCCAGCUCUGGGCGCCAGCACAGUCUCAUUUUAAUGGAUGUGGGCACAGAAUACACAGGCGCCUACACGUGUAUCGCCACAAAUAAAGCAGGACAGUCUAUCUGCACAGCUCACCUCGAGGUGGAUGACUCACCACAACCAAAGAAAGAAGUCAAAGCAACAGAGGUCCUUGGAAUUACAGUAAGUCCACCAGCAGUGGAAGCAGUCAGAGCAAAAGAGACCAGAAUACCGUACCUUGGUGAAGUCGGUUCGGAAGAGUUCCUCAUGAAACUGACCUCCCAGAUCACUGAAAUGGUUUCGGCCAAAAUCACACAAGACAGUGCACAGAAUCAGGACGUUCUACAGUGGAUGAAAUCCUGGCCCAAAAAUACCACCUCUUUGCGAGUCCCCGGUGCCGACAGUGACGAUGAGACCAAGACCCCCUCAGCCACUCCUCACCACGGCCGCUCCAGACCCCCCUCCCUCAUCGCAGACUCUUCCUCCGAGUCAGACGAGGGCGACGCCCGUGGAGAGAUGUUUGAUAUCUACGUGGCCACAGCGGACUACAACCCGACCAUGGCGAGUAAAGAGUCCAUCUCACUGAAGGAAGGCCAGUAUGUGGAGGUCCUGGACUCGGCUCAUCCUCUCAAGUGGCUGGUCAGGACCAAACCAACCAAAACAACGCCUUCCCGGCAAGGCUGGGUUUCUCCUGCCUACCUGGACAAGAAGCUCAAACUCUCUGCUGAUAGUGGCGAUCUCCCUGAAGGCCAUGUGGAGGAGGUCUCUGAGGGUGAAUACAAGAGGAAGCUGGUCCAACUGAUCCAGGACUUGAUUAACUCCGAGUCUCAGUUCAUCAAAGAGGUGGACUUCUUCACCUCACACCACCUGACUCACGCAGAAAGCCCAGGUGCCCCUCCUGAUGUCACUGAGAACAAAGACACAAUAUUCAGGAACAUCCAGGACAUCAAAGUCUUCCACAACAGAGCAUUCCUCCCAAAGUUAACCGAUUGUGAGACUGACGAUGAUGUGGCCAUGUGCUUCCUGAAGAACAAGGAGGGCUUUGAGAAGUACCUGCAGUACCUGGUGGGCCAGAGCCGGGCCGAGGCCACUGUCAGCGAGAAGACGGUUCACCGCUACUUUAAGGAGUAUACCGAAAGCGAAAAGGUCAAUGCCGACCCGAACGGCCCUCAGGUGCAAAGCAUCAACGCCCAUCUCCAACAGCCCCAGGAAAGGAUUCAGAAAUACAAGGCUCUGCUCAAGGAGCUAAUUCGAAACAAGGCAAAGAAUGGUCAGAACUGCUGUCUGCUGGAGGAGGCCUACGCGAUGGUGUCUGCCCUGCCCCAGCGCUCAGACAACACUCACCACGUGUCUUUGAUCGAGAACUACCCCGCCACGCUGGAAGUGCUGGGAGAGCCCGUCAGACAGGGUCCAUUCCAAGUUUGGGAAGGAGCGCCCGGUAUCAGGUCGUCCUCUAGGGGUCACCAUCGUCACGUUUUCCUCUUCAAGAACUACUGUAUCAUCUGCAAGCCCAAGAGAGAAAGCAACACUGACACGCAGACCUACGUGUUCAAAAACAUGAUGAAGCUGAACAACAUGGACGUGAACGAGACCGUGGAGGGAGACGAGCGUGCCUUCGAGAUCUGGCACGAGCGCGAGGACUCGGUCAGGAAGUACACUCUGCAGGCGCGCACCGUCAACAUCAAGAACUCGUGGCUCCGGGAUCUUCGCGAGCUGCAGCAGAGAUACAGCCUGCCCACGUGGAGUCCUCCUGACUUUGAAGAGAUCCUUGCCAACUGUACGGCAGAGCUGGGACAGACUGUCAAACUUGCGUGCAAAGUGACCGGGGCGCCCAAACCUGUGGUCACCUGGUACAAAGACGGCCGCGCGGUGGGAGCUGACCCCCACCACAUCGUCAUCGAGGACCCGGACGGCUCGUGCACGCUCAUCCUGGACAACAUGAGCGCUGACGACUCAGGACAGUACAUGUGCUUCGCCUCCAGCGCCGCCGGCAACGCCAGCACGCUGGGCAAGGUCACAGUGCAGGUCCCUCCUCGCUUUGUGACCAAAAUGAGGAAUGCAGUGUUCUAUGCUGGAGAGGACGCCCAGUUCACGUGUGUCAUACAGAGCGCGCCGUCCCCUAAGAUCAGGUGGUUCAGAGAGGGCCGGCUGCUGACCGACCAGGAAAAGUACCAGACAUACAGCGAGAUGAGGAGCGGAGUCGUGGUUCUCGUCAUCAAAAACCCUUCAGAGAGAGACCUGGGACAUUACGAGUGCGAGUUGUCUAAUCGCCUCGGCUCCGCUAAGUGUGCAGCCGAUUUAGUCCUUCCUACCGUGGUGGCCCGCCCUGCAGAACAAGCCAUUGCUAUUGAAGUCACCGAGCAGGAGACCAAAAUACCCAGAAAGACUAUUAUCAUCGAGGAGACCAUCACCACGGUGGUGAAGAACCCCCGCAUGAGGAGGCACCGGUCCCCAGGGGCUGCCCUUGUGGCCGGGCACCGCUCUGAGACCACCACCCCCGAACCUGCAGGCGGAGCUCGGACCAGAAGGGUCCUGAGCCCACGUAGGACCACCAUACCCACAGUGUACGUGACCCAGAGCGAGGAGAGCAGGCCCCGCUGGGUGGAGGUGGAGGAGGUCAUAGAGUACAAGGUGAACAAGUCUCCUCGGCUGUCCAGGAGGAGAGGGCUGUCUCCCGCGGGCUCAGAGCGCACUUCUUCCAGACCACGGAGAGGAAUGCAUGAAAACCCCAACCUCAACAACUCCAACAACAAGCUGCUGGAACAGGCCCAGACCCAUGCUCAGCCCCUAUCCUGGGAGACAGAGGAGGCCAGUGUCCCGCCACAGUCCACAGACGCACUGGAGCUGUCCACAGUCCUGAACCUCUCCACCCAGGACAACGACGAGCAGGACGACCAGCAGACCGUCAUCCUGGAGGAGGAAGGCGACGCUCCACAAGUCCCAACACAAAAGGUUUUGACGUUGGAGGACUUGGAGGAUUACGUCCCUCAGGAAGGUGAGAGCUACAGGAGCUCUCUCGCUGGAGCCUCUGUGGAGGCGCCCUGUGAGAUCUCAGUGUUGCAGAGAGAGAUCGGGGGCUCCUCUGUGGGGCAGCCCGUGCUCCUAAACCUGGGCUGUCCCGUGCCCACGCAGAGGCAGCGCAGCGGCCUCUUCAACCGCUUCAGAGAUCACCUUUCCGGCAGCUUCUUCUCCUCGGCCGCUCACUGCAGCAACGCAGAGAGAAACAUCCCCAUCCACGUGACCCAGGCCGAGCUGGAGGUGAAGCCCUCGUACUGCUCCGAGGUGCAGAGAGUGGAGGGCGGCCAGCAGAGCUUUAAAACCAAAGUGUCUACUCAGACCUACGGCUACACGUCCGUGGGGAAUCCAGUCACUCUGCAGAUCAGUGAAAAGCGGCACGAGAAAAAGUAA
Molecule: messenger RNA, 19908 nt
Organism: Knipowitschia caucasica
Lineage: Eukaryota; Metazoa; Chordata; Actinopteri; Gobiiformes; Gobiidae
Source: the annotation of a GenBank genome assembly